CAGGCAGGGCGGAACUGCUGUUUGCAGUAUGUGGAAGGAAGACGGACAGGCAGGCUGAGUUACAGCUUUUAAAGUAACGUGUUAACACGGCAAGGUGCUAUUUUAGAUCCCCUGUUUUUCUUACAACAUCGAGGAUACUUUGGCGGCUUGUUUCUGGGUGUUUUGUAAGAGUUUGAACUUCCCUCACAUUCUCCCCAACCGUAUUUCCACGAAGGGAGGCGGCGGCGGAGCGCUCGGCAGCCAUCUUUGGACCUGCCUGGGAGUGGGAUUCGACUAUUCUGGCUCCCCCAUUACUUCGAGGCUCUGAACACAUAUGAGACCUCUGUCCUGCAGAUGAGCCAUCGGUGGGGGCUUUCAAGUCGCUGUCGCAGACCCAGAUAGUUCCUGGCGGCAGCGGCAUCGCCCCCCAACUCCCCAUUAUGCCCAACAGCAGUCGGGCGGGGAGCCUGAAGGACCCCGAAAUCGCAGAUCUCUUCUUCAAGGAGGACCCAGAAAAGCUCUACUCAGAUCUGCGGGAGAUCGGACAUGGCAGCUUUGGUGCUGUAUACUUUGCACGGGAUGUGCGGACAAAUGAGGUGGUGGCCAUCAAGAAGAUGUCCUACAGUGGAAAGCAGUCCACCGAGAAAUGGCAAGACAUAAUCAAGGAGGUGAAAUUCCUGCAAAGAAUACAACACCCAAACAGCAUAGAGUACAAAGGAUGUUACCUGCGAGAGCACACUGCCUGGCUGGUAAUGGAGUACUGUCUCGGCUCUGCUUCAGAUUUGUUAGAAGUUCACAAGAAACCUCUACAAGAAGUUGAAAUAGCUGCAAUUACCCAUGGGGCUCUUCGAGGAUUGGCCUAUCUUCACUCCCACAACAUGAUUCACCGAGAUAUCAAGGCAGGAAACGUCUUGCUGACGGAGCCAGGGCAAGUGAAACUGGCCGAUUUUGGUUCUGCCUCCAUUGCCUGCCCGGCCAACUCCUUCGUUGGGACUCCAUAUUGGAUGGCCCCAGAAGUAAUUUUAGCCAUGGAUGAGGGCCAGUAUGAUGGAAAGAUUGACAUUUGGUCUUUGGGAAUCACCUGCAUUGAAUUAGCUGAGAGGAAGCCUCCACUGUUCAACAUGAAUGCAAUGAGUGCCUUAUACCAUAUAGCACAGAAUGAGAGCCCCACGCUGCAGUCUAGUGAAUGGUCCGAAUAUUUCCGAAACUUUGUAGAUUCUUGCCUUCAGAAAUUUCCCCAGGAUAGACCAAACUCUGAGGAGCUCUUAAAGCAUGCAUUUGUCCAGCGUGAGCGACCAGAAUCAGUUCUCAUAGACCUGAUAAGUCGGACUAAGGACGCAGUGCGAGAGCUUGACAAUCUGCAGUAUCGUAAAAUGAAGAAGAUCUUGUUUCAAGAAGCCCACAAUGGCCCCACAACGGAAGCACAAGAUGAAGAGGAGGAGCCAGAACACAGCAUGGGUAGGACGGGGACAGUAAACAGCGUGGGGAGCAACCAAUCCAUACCCAGUAUGUCAAUCAGUGCCAGUUCCCAGAGCAGCUCUGUCAACAGCCUGACAGAUGCAGGCGAUGACAAGAGUGAGGUGGACAUAGAGGGAGACCACACAGUCAUGUCCAACAGCUCUGUGAUACACCUCAAACCGGAGGAACAGACAUAUAAUGAAGAGUCGGAGCCAAACACCCGACCCACUGAGCCUCAGUCCCCUCCCGCACACACUCCACGGCCGAAACGAAACCGCGAACACUUUGCUACCAUUCGCACAGCCUCAGUGCUGACUCGCCAGAUAAAGGAGCAUGAACAAGACUCUGAGUUAAGAGAGCAGAUAUUGGGCUACAAGAGGAUGAGGCGGCAGCACCAGAAACAGCUGAUGGCUUUGGAAAACAAGCUGAAGGCUGAGAUGGAUGAGCACAGACUCCGCCUGGACAAAGAGCUGGAGAACCAGAGGAACAGCUUCGCCCAGGAGAUGGAGAAACUGAUCAAAAAGCACCUGGUGUCCAUGGAGAAAGAUGCAAAAACCUUUAACAAUGAUGAGAAGAAGUUCCAGCAACAUAUUCAGAGUCAGCAGAAGAAAGAGCUCAACAGCUUCCUCGAAUCUCAGAAACGCGAGUACAAACUUCGCAAGGAACAACUUAAAGAGGAGUUGAAUGAAAACCAGUCUACACCCAAGAAAGAAAAGCAAGAGUGGUUGUCCAAGCAGAAGGAGAACUUCCAGCACUUCCAAGCUGAGGAGGAGGCCAACCUGCAGCGCAGACAGAGGCAGUAUCUGGACCUGGAGUGCCGCAGAUUCAAACGGAGGAUCUUGAUCGCUCGCCACAAUAUUGAACAGGAUUUAGCGCGUGAGGAGCUAAACAAGCGUCAGACCCAGAAGGAUUUGGAACACGCCAUGCUUCUCCGGCACCAUGAGUCCAUGCAAGAGCUGGAGUUCCGCCAGCUCAACACCAUCCAAAAGACCAGGGCUGAGCUCACCCGCCUGCAGCACCAGACGGAGCUGACCAAUCAGCAGGAGUACAACAAGAGGAGGGAGAGGGAACUUCGACGUAAACACGUUAUGGAGGUCCGCCAACAGCCCAAGAGCCUCAAGUCCAAAGAGCUCCAGAUCAAGAAGCAGUUCCAGGACACGUGUAAGAUCCAGACCCGGCAGUACAAAGCUUUGAGGAACCAUCUGUUGGAGACCACACCAAAGUCAGAGCACAAGGCUGUCCUUAAACGGCUGAAGCAGGAGCAGCACCGCAAACUCGCCAUCUUGGCAGAGCAGUAUGACCACUCCAUCAAUGAGAUGCUUUCCACUCAGGCGCUCCGUCUGGAUGAGACUCAGGAGGCUCAGUGCCAAGGCCUGCGCAUGCAGCUGCAGCAGGAGCUGGAGCUGCUCAACGCCUACCAGAGCAAGAUCAAGAUGCAGACAGACGCCCAGCACGAGCGCGAGAGGAAGGACCUGGAGCAGAGGGUGUCCAUCCGAAGGGCCCUGCUGGAACAGAAGAUCGAGGAAGAGAUGUUGUCCUUGCAGAAUGAACGCUUGGAGCGAAUCCGGAGCCUUCUGGAACGUCAAGCCAGAGAAGUAGAGGCUUUUGAUUCAGAGAGCAUGCGCCUGGGCUUCAGCAAAGUGGUGCUAUCCAACAUCUCCCCAGAGGCCCUCAGCAACAGCUUUCCCGGAGCUACAGCUAAUUGGAGUCACCAUCAGCAACAACACCCGUCCGGGGGCUCUCAAGGCUCACCCUGGGGUAGCGGAGGUUCUAGCGUAGGGUCCGGCCACCACAGCAGCCAUCACCACUACCACUCCAGUCCGGGAGGGGCAUCUAUGCAGCAAGGCUGGGGGCAGGGAGGUGGGGCUCCUUCACCAUGGGGCCAUCCAUCAGCAGGAGGCAUGGUGUCUCGCAGCAGUGGAGGUGCACAGAACAGCCCCCAAGCAAUGGGGAGGACACCCUCGGGAGGGCGCAAUGAGCAGAAUAUGAGCAGGAGUACCAGUGUCACCUCUCAAAUAUCCAACGGGUCACACCUCUCCUUCACAUAGGUCCCCUUUCAGCCCCGGAGUCAGAAUCUGAGCGUGGAGACGUAGAAUCAAAACAAGCACAGUAGGACAGAGUAUUGGUGUAGCUCUGCUGCUCUGUCUCUUUCCCUGAGACCCCCCCCCUCCCCUCCUGUGUACAGAUGUGGAUGUGCGAUGAAAUUAGUGUUGCUCAGGUCAAAAGGGCUGGAAGAGACGCAGCCCCUCCUCACGGCAGAUUAUCGGCACACAUGCAGAUCCUUAGAAUUAUGUUACAACAGUAAUUUGAGUGUCAACAAAUAAUACUCCCAUCUGUUUUUCUUUACAGUUCUCUCCUGCUUGAAUAUAUGUUGUGUGCUAUUUACAGCCAUUGCUCUCAUUUUGCACAUGAAACACAUGCCUUUGACAUGUGCUUACGAUGUCUUUAGAAAUGUCGUCUCAAACAAUCAUAACAUUUAUUUACCCCCGCCCUCUCUCCUUCAAACUCCAGAUUCAUAUUCAGUUAUACACUGGUCGAUUCUCUGACUCAGCAUGCCUAUCUUAAAAUGCUUCGCUGCUGUGAUACCAGCCUGCUGUAAUGGUCAUUGUGAUGAAUUCGGUGCUUCCUUUUACUCACUAGUUUUAUUUUCCCUGAUUUCCUGUUCGUCAGCCAAAAAUGACACUUUGAACGAGAGCCAAAAUUCAAUAUUAUUAACCGUUUCAGGCUUAUGCUAUAACACUACUACAGUGCCUUUUAACCUUUUAGUCUUAGAUGCGUAAUAAAUAAAAAUUCAGUGUACGUUUAGUUAAGCUUGACUUUAGUUCCACGAGUCUCAAAUAGUUUUCUCAGAUCACUGUUUUCACUGUGUAUGCAGAAAAGUUGGUUUUAAGUCUUAAAAAGGGUGAGCAAUAGAGAAAUGACUUGUGUAAAUCAGUCACUUUAUUUUUGGUCUUUAGAGUUGUGGUCCUCUAUGGGGGAACUUGCGUUAGAGAAUGUAAUUGCACACAUUCACAGGAGGAAUUGUGUUGAGGGGGAAGAGGAGACUCAUUUGCCUUCAAAAACGAUUCUAGUAUUGAUCUGUUGAUUUUUAUUAGUGCCUUUUUUAAACUGCUGCCUUUUUCAAAGCACUUUAUACAGCAGAAAAUGUGUAAGGAAAGAAAAUAGCACCUGGUGGAUUAUUGUUUCAUCGGUACGCAUGUAGUUAAGUUGAGGAGUUGAGCUAACCCGUGUUGUGAUGUUGUAGGAGCAAUUCGCCAAGUACGGCCAAUACCUAGUUUAUUUUAACAGUAUAUGAAUAAGAGCGAAUUCCUUCUUCCUGCAGCUUGUACUGUUUGAAAUACAGCUGUUGCUGGUUAUUCCCUCUUUGUGUCUAUGCUGAAUUUCAGAUUGAAUAGAGGGUGUGUGAGGUUUCUAAAAUAUGAUUUCCCUACAGUCACGAUGAAAAACUGAACUGUGCUAAAUGAAAGUGUCCAUAAGAGCGCAAUUUGAAGAUGAAUUGUCAUGACCAUGACAGCAGGCUUGGCACAUCUAAGAAACUCUGCAACCUUAAAAACGUUAGGUCCCAGUUAAAUAACACUAAAAAUGUAAGGUGCUAAGUUGAUAUUACACCAUCUCAAGCAUGACAUUGUAUCAGAGACAUGUAAAUGUAACAUUGAGUGAACACACACAUUGUGAAAACAGCCAAAUACAAAAUGUAUGUGGCAAAAAGCACUUAGGAAUUCCUUUGAUAGCUCUAGCAGUUCCUCUAAUAAUAUCUUUCUCUGCUCGCUCCUUUUUCUCUGGUUUGUGGUUGAAACAUCUGAGAAGUGGGUACCCUUUAAACAUUUCUAACAGACUGUUCUACUUAGGCUUUCCAUUUCCAUACAAAUAGUUUUUAACAUUUUUUUGUUGAAGAGGCCAUUACGGAUAAGGAUCCAGAGAGAAUUAGAAUAUAUGCUCCAUCGAAUCACAAAGCUGGAGUUAAAUGUUCAUAUGUGUAUAUUUUAUUAAAGACAACAUUUAAAACCAAACUCACAUUUUAAGAAAAUAAUUUCUAAAACUAACUUUAUUUAACUGACAGACCACACUGAUAUUAGCGAACUGUCAAAGUGUUUUUUUUUUAUUAAGUUGUUUUGGACAUCACAUUGGAAGAUACUCUUGGUUUUGACACAAAUGCAUGAAUUCAGUCAUCCACUUAAAAUGCCACUCUUAAGUCCGGCGGCAUCUUCACUGCAGAGUCUGUUCUCCCCUGCUGCACACAUUUGAUCAUUUGUCCCCAAUCCACUGAUUCAGAGAUGUUUCUUCAGAUGCUGGCGCUCUCUGAAUGUCAUACUGUGAUAUAUUCCUAUCACAAUUGAGGACACAAUUGCUGGGGUCUGUUUCUUAAAUAGGUGGGAUGUUAAGUUUCCACAUGUGUAUAUAUCCUAUCUGCGAAAGGUAUGCAUUUUAUCAAGUUACAUAUGGUUUGGUCCCAAAACCUUUUAUUUUGUUUAAUGCAGAGUGACUAGUUCCAGCUACUUUAACACAGCAGAUUAUAUUUAUCAUUUAUUUUCUGAUUUGUUGAUAUUUGGUAAAGAAAAGGGGAAUGUAUUUAUCAUGAUCGGAAUCUUACCUUAAGUCAAAAGCCAAGUUUGAAUGUUAGGCCAAUCAAACCUCACAUACAUGCCAACCUUAAGUCUGUAUGCACAGAUUCUGUUAGCUUUUAUGUCAAUGUUGUGUGUGAGGGAGUCUGGAUAUUGUUGUCAAUCAUUGUCAGUCAUGGGACCUCUCCACAAACUGGGAUUUUAUUUUAUAUUUUUAACUUUGAUGUCAAAUUUUGUCCUACUGACUGAAAGCUUAUGGGAUACCGAACGAGAGUCUGCAACAAAAAUGGCGAUCCUUUCUAUGGUCAAACACUGUGCCAUACCUGAGUUGCCAAGCCCAGAGACCACUGCAUUGUCUCAUCUCCAGGGUUACACCUAUCAGUGGACUGACGGCAAGAAAUGUAUGAAACAUAAAAACAAGUCGGUUCUGGUUUUAGUGGCCAAAGUUAAAAGGCUGGAAAGAGGAUGUGGCGACAGGCAAAUUAUGAAAAGAGAUUGCAUUUCUUUGAAGAUGUCAGUAUUCUUCUUUGGCACAUUACCACUACAACUCAUAACCUGUAUUAAAAUGUAUAGAUGGUGGAACUUGUUGUUGAAUGUCAGAGAGAUUAUGGAGAUGGUAAAGUACUAAAAGUGGAUUUAAAUUGUGUAAAAAGAUUCAUAAAACAGAAUAAAAAUAGGAUCAAAUUUACUAUUUUGUUUGUAUUAUAUUUACCAUUGUGUUGGCAGAGGGAUAUUGAACAGAAAUCAGCUGUAAUAAAGUAAUUUUAGUAUAA
Notothenia coriiceps (black rockcod) is the source of this 6772-nucleotide messenger RNA. It is a transcript of the gene taok1a, whose product is annotated as TAO kinase 1a. The transcript has 20 exons. Gene Ontology annotation, cellular component: cytoplasm. Bases 420 to 3485 code for a protein of 1021 amino acids. NCBI's taxonomy places the organism in Eukaryota, Metazoa, Chordata, Actinopteri, Perciformes, Nototheniidae. The record is from RefSeq and is a predicted model, not a curated record. Gene Ontology annotation, biological process: protein phosphorylation; regulation of cytoskeleton organization. Gene Ontology annotation, molecular function: protein serine/threonine kinase activity; ATP binding.